Molecule: messenger RNA, 496 nt
Organism: Haliotis rubra (blacklip abalone)
Lineage: Eukaryota; Metazoa; Mollusca; Gastropoda; Lepetellida; Haliotidae
Exons: 5
Coding region: 49-429 (126 amino acids)
Source: RefSeq, a predicted model, not a curated record
AAGAUAAGAUAUUAGGUCGUUCACUUUGUAGUUGAGAGUUAUACCAGCAUGAAGUCUGUAAUAACAUUUUUUAUCCUCUGUGCAAUCUCGGUUGGUGCGGAGCUGUCUCCACGACAGACUGACCCCGAUUUUCAAGUGCACGUGCCUGACACCAGCAACCCCUCGUUCAGUCUGGACACGAAAAAUGAUGUUGUGGCUAUCAUCACCAAGUCCGGGUGCUACUUGUACCAUCUGACUGACCAGGAAGUGCUUAGUGCGGGUAACCCUGGCGGCGUGGACGACAUGGAUCACGUUCUGAUCGGAGCGCUGAAGUCGGCGAAACACUUUCCCGUGGUAGCCACUCAUGAGUUUGGUCGUCUCAGCCAUGGCAUCAAGGCAGCAUGUCAUCAGAGUACCACCUUUGACAUCAACGAUAUAAUCAGGUCAUAAUCGUGAACACUGGACUGAUCAUGAGACCCCUGUACAGCUGUUAAUAAACACAAUAUAUUCAUUUUGA